Messenger RNA from Marmota monax (woodchuck), 7273 nucleotides. RefSeq names its product bifunctional heparan sulfate N-deacetylase/N-sulfotransferase 3. The transcript has 14 exons. The record is from RefSeq and is a predicted model, not a curated record. Gene Ontology annotation, cellular component: Golgi apparatus. Lineage: Eukaryota; Metazoa; Chordata; Mammalia; Rodentia; Sciuridae. The coding region runs from base 1089 to 3710 and encodes 873 amino acids. Gene Ontology annotation, molecular function: deacetylase activity; heparan sulfate N-sulfotransferase activity.
UUGGAGACACGGUUUGCAUCCAAGAGAGUACAGGAGUACCCAGCACGACCCCUGCGCUGGCCCAGCAGCCACUCCCCGAAAGGCGCUGCCCGCGCUGACCACCCAGUCGCGUCUCCUAUCGGCUGGGUUGGCAGGGACGCCGGGAGGACAGGGUCUUUCCUGUUGGACUGGAGUACAGCUCCGCCGGUAUACAGCAGGGCAGCCUCCGGGAGCCGCGGAGGCCGAGAACCCGGGAAGGAAGAUGCCUGCAGAUCGCUGCAGCCCGAGGUAAUCACGAUGGAUGACCGGACAGGUCCUCGCCUAAAAACCGAACCGGGCGAGUUGAAAUGCGGACUCCAGAGGUGGCACCGCGAUCAGAACAAGUUUCUUGGGGUUUGAAAUGAAAGUGUCUUGAAAUUGGCACUCGUUUUGAUUAUCAGCCUUUACUGUUCUGUUUUAAAUAAGUUUAUUUAAACAAUAAAAAAAUAGUUUCAUGAGAGACUGUGGGCUUGUAAAUAUAAUCGUAAAAGUUUUGCAUGUUGUGGUUAUUUGCUUAUGCAUAUUUAUUAACGUGUUAACUCUCCCACUAGUCAGAAAAUUGACAUUUAAAAUAUUCUUUGAGGAACAUUACAAGUUCGUUGUUGCGUGCAGACAUUGUGUUAUUUAUCAGCUUAGUUAACAUCUGUCUUCCUGAAGUAGUACCAAAGCCGGGUCCCUUGACGAUGGGUCUUGCAUGUGACACUCUUGCCCUCUAGUGCCUCACCAGCUUGGUAGCAGUUUGAUGGCAAAUAUUAAUAAGAUGUUACAUAACAAGGAUUUUGGGCCAGGAUUGGUAUUGCUGCCACUUGUAAAGCCAAAAAUUCUGAGCCGAUGGUAACAGAUGCUGUUUCGGGUUAUUGUAUGUCUAUUGAAACUUUCUCCAACAUUUUGAACUCUUCGAAUUUUAAUUCCAGACUGUAUUUCCUGUGAGUCAUAAUCAAGCAAUACAAAUGUGCUGCAAUGGUGACAUAAACUAUUGACUGAGACUGGGAAAGUACCUGAAACACCAUCUUUUCUUUUCUUUUUUAAAUGGUGCUUCUGUUGGAAGAGUCAAGGAAAACCUAUACAUCAUGAGUUUUAUCAUGAGGCUUCACAGACACUUUCAAAGGACGGUUAUUUUGCUUGCCACUUUUUGUGUGGCGAGCAUUAUUAUUUCUGCUUACUACCUGUACAGUGGCUACAAACAGGAAAAUGAACUCUCUGAAGUGGCUUCAGAAGUGGACUGCGGUGACCUCCAACACCUACCAUAUAGACUAAUGGAAGUGAAGGCAAUGAAGCUUUUUGAUGCCUCAAGGACAGACUCCAUAGUCCUUGUGUUUGUGGAGAGUCAGUACUCAUCCCUUGGUCAAGACAUCAUUAUGAUUCUAGAAUCAAGUAGAUUCCAAUAUCACAUUGAAAUUGCUACCGGAAAAGGAGAUCUCCCAGCACUUACAGACAAAACUAAAGGCAAAUAUGUUCUCAUUAUUUAUGAGAAUAUUUUAAAAUACAUAAAUAUGGACUCUUGGAAUCGAAGCCUUUUAGAUAAAUACUGUGUAGAGUAUGGUGUAGGUGUCAUUGGAUUCCAUAGAACUAAUGACAAGAGUCUACAGAGCUUUCAGUUAAAAGGCUUCCCCUUUUCUAUAUAUGGAAACCUUGCAGUAAAAGACUGUUGUAUUAAUCCUCAUUCUCCCUUGCUCCGUGUGACCAAAUCAUCAAAGCUUGAAAGGGGUUCUUUACCUGGAACUGACUGGACGGUUUUUCAAAUUAAUCACUCAACCUACCAACCAGUAAUAUUUGCCAAAAUAAAGACCCCAGAAAAUCUUUCUCCUCCAGUCUCUAAAGGUGCUUUUUUUGCCACUAUCAUACACGACUUGGGUGUUCACGAUGGAAUUCAGAGAGUUCUUUUUGGCAACAACUUGAACUUUUGGCUGCACAAGCUCAUUUUCAUAGAUGCCAUCUCCUUCUUGUCAGGGAAGAAGCUGGAACUGUCCUUGGAUAGAUAUAUUCUCGUUGACAUUGAUGAUAUAUUUGUGGGAAAGGAGGGAACCCGAAUGAACACCAAUGAUGUUAAGGCCCUGCUUGAGACUCAGAAUCUUUUGCGGGAACAAAUCAGAAAUUUUACAUUCAACUUGGGAUUUUCAGGAAAAUUUUACCACACAGGAACUGAAGAGGAAGAUGAAGGGGAUGACUGUCUUUUGGGGUCUGUUGAUGAGUUCUGGUGGUUUCCUCAUAUGUGGAGUCAUAUGCAGCCCCAUCUCUUCCAUAAUGAGUCAUCUUUGGUGGAGCAGAUGAUUCUCAACAAAAAAUUUGCCUUGGAGCAUGGCAUUCCUACUGACAUGGGCUAUGCAGUGGCUCCUCAUCAUUCAGGUGUCUACCCUGUACAUGUACAGCUUUAUGAAGCAUGGAAGAAGGUUUGGAAUAUUAAAAUCACCAGCACUGAAGAAUAUCCACAUCUGAAACCAGCUAGAUAUCGGAGGGGCUUCAUCCACAAAAACAUCAUGGUUCUUCCAAGACAGACCUGUGGACUUUUCACUCAUACGAUUUUCUAUAAAGAAUAUCCAGGAGGUCCUAGAGAGCUGGAUAAGAGUAUCCAAGGAGGUGAACUUUUCUUCACUGUGGUACUCAACCCAAUCAGUAUUUUCAUGACUCAUUUGUCUAACUAUGGGAAUGACCGACUGGGAUUAUAUACAUUUGUUAAUCUGGCCAACUUCAUGCAGACCUGGACCAACCUGCGUCUUCAGACUCUGCCACCAGUGCAACUGGCUCAUAAGUAUUUUGAACUCUUUCCUGAUCAGAAAGACCCUCUUUGGCAGAAUCCUUGUGAUGACAAACGCCACAGAGACAUAUGGUCUAAGGAAAAAACCUGUGAUCGCUUACCAAAAUUCUUAGUAAUAGGACCCCAGAAAACUGGUACCACUGCUUUGUUUCUGUUCCUGGUUAUGCAUCCUUCCAUCCUUAGUAACUCCCCCAGCCCAAAAACCUUUGAGGAGGUACAGUUCUUUAAUAGAAAUAACUACCACAGGGGGAUUGAUUGGUAUAUGGAUUUCUUCCCAAUUCCAUCUAAUGUUACUACUGACUUUCUGUUUGAGAAAAGUGCCAAUUAUUUCCACUCAGAAGAAGCUCCUAAAAGAGCUGCUUCCCUAGUCCCCAAAGCCAAGAUCAUCAGCAUUCUCAUUGACCCAUCAGACCGAGCAUACUCCUGGUACCAGCAUCAGCGAUCACAUGAAGACCCUGCAGCUCUGAAGUUUAGCUUCUACGAAGUAAUCUCAGCCGGGCCCCAUGCACCCACGGAGCUUAAAACCUUGCAGAAGAGAUGUUUGGUCCCUGGGUGGUAUGCCAGCCACAUUGAGAGAUGGCUUGUUUAUUUCCCUCCCUUUCAGUUGCUAAUUAUCGAUGGGCAACAACUAAGAACUGAUCCUGCUACAGUAAUGGAUGAAGUACAGAAGUUUCUAGGAGUCUCUCCUCAUUAUAAUUACUCAGAGGCUUUAACGUUUGAUUCUCAUAAAGGUUUCUGGUGUCAGUUGCUGGAAGAAGGUAAAACAAAAUGCCUUGGAAAGAGUAAAGGAAGAAAAUAUCCACCAAUGGAUUCUGAUAGCAGAGCAUUUCUGUCAAGCUACUAUCGGGAUCACAAUGUGGAACUCUCAAAGCUGCUACACAAACUGGGGCAACCUCUCCCAUCUUGGUUGAGACAAGAACUGCAGAAAGUGAGAUAGCAUUGAGAGAAAACUUGCUGAGGAUUCAUCUUUUCCAAAGUUUUCAGAGGCUACCAAAAGAUGAUCAAAAUAUACCUCUUCAAAUAAGAAGAAAGGACAAGGCUCCUUCCAUGUGCUAGCAUGUGGAUUAUUAGAAAAAAAAAAAAAAAGGACAAGAAAAAUAUCUGUUACAACCCUUGAGGCCUAUGCCUACUGCUUAACGCUCAUCCGAGCCUGUGAGAUUGUCAUAGACUACUUACUGUGCACUCAUCUGUAAGUCAGUAGCAGCAAACAUAAAUAACAAACACAAAUGUAAAACUGUCCAUUUCAUAUUAAUAUUUACACUUUGAUAUGUCAACUAAGAUUGUGUCUACAGAUUUUUAGACCACUGUUUGCCUGUAAUUUUUUUUAAUUCUUUGAUUCUAUGAGGCAUCCUUCAAAAUAAGAACCAAAAUAAACCUCACAAUAUAACAUAAAAUUCCAGAAGCAUAACACAUAAAAAAAAAAAAACAAAACGCUUGUCAAAACUUAAAUCCACUGAAGUAUUUAGAAAGAAUUGUAAAUUGUAAUUUGUGCUAGAUCAGAGAGUGGAAAAGCUAUACAUGUGCUUUAUCUGCAUAAAAAAGAGAAGUACUGUAGCAAAAAAAGAAAAGUGAUUUGUCAUAUAUAUAGUCUAGUUCAUUUAUGUAAAAAUUACUAACUCUUCCAUUGUAAGGUAACUAUUAUACUGAAAUAUAUAUUGUAAACUUGUUGGAUGAUACGUAGAAACACACUGAGUACACCAAAAUAGUAAAUGAUCAUGUAAGUGUACUGACUAAAUCCUCUAUAAAGGAGAAAGGAUAGGGGUCUAAAGAUAUAUCAUUGAGAACUCUAUACCCACUUGCCUUGUGCUACAAAUCUAUUCCAGCAGUCCUCUCUAGUUCUACAGAAAUGCAUGCAGAGUCUCUGAGAUAUGUGUCAUCUCUGGUAACAAACCAUCUUUUGAUAUAUAUAUAUAGCUUACCUAUAUGUUUCCCAGAGUAAAACCUACCAAAUUAAAACUAAGGACAGCUUCCCUAGAUGAUACGUUUAGAUUGUUUACACUUAUAUUAUUACAAAGCUACAUUUUUCCUAUAGUCCAAAAUAAAAUUGUAUAAUGUCAGAUUUGUAAUAAAACAGAAAUUAAUAUUUGAUUUAUAAUCUGAUAUUUGAAAUGAUAAUUGUAAUACAAGGCAGAGAAAAAUAAGAAUAAAAUCCCAUUUUUAAAAUUAUUUGACAUAUCACUGUCACAGAAGAUAACAGAACACAGUUAAAUUUAUGGAUAGCUACAAAAUUAAAUGAAGAGAGUACAUAGAUGAGCAUCACAUGACUCUUGAAGUAUAUUUAUACUUACUUAAUGAAGUAUUUUAAAAAAGAAAAGAUUUAAAAUAAAUCAACUUAUUUUCUUGUAUUAAUAUUUACUUAAUUUUUAGAUGUACUUCACAUACACACAAAAUUUAAAUAGUAAAUAAAUUCCCUGCUAUGAUUACAUGUCUUUAUAAAAAAUCCUUAAAGGUAUGAUUAAAAAAAUAUAGGCAAGGAAACUACUAUUUUCAUUGUCACUAUAAUGUGUAAAACUAACUCUGUAUAAUAAUUAGAAAACAAAAUGUUUGAUCCUUAUACUUGCUGUAAUUUUAAAUAUACAUUAUAAUUAUCAAUUAAAUGUUAUUUUGAGAUCUUAUGUACCCCCCAAAUACAUUAAUUUUUAAACAAAGAGCAGAAAGAAUUAGAAGAAAAACAAUUGUAAGACCCUUAGUAAAAAGCAAGAGCAAAAUCAUUUAAACAAACAUGAGAAAUUCAGUCUUUAUGCCUACUGUUGACUCUUUCAAAGGAAUACUUGCCAAACAUACUAAAAAAAUUAUAAUAAUCUUUCAUCUCCAUUAAUUUAAGAAAAUUGACUUAAGAAGGAUGCAAUGAGAGGAGGCUGCAGCAGUUACAUACAAUGUCUUGUUUUUAUUUGUCAACAUUUAUGUUGAUAAAAGAAAAAAGGAAAGUUGAUACAUAUAUGCUUUAAAGUUGAGAUGUACCUUUAAAUUUCUGAAGAAGUUGUGAAUGGUAUCCUCUUGUCAAGGUAAAUUGACUUGACUGAACAAUUCACCCUUUGAAAUAAUUGUUAAAAAUAUACUCAGUGCUUAUAUAAUGAAAGGAGAAAAAGGGAAGAUAUAGCAUCAAGAUUAACUCCAUCACAAAGUAUGGAGUUUGAUGCUAUAUACAGUUGCAAGGGUUUGAAAGGAUUUUUGACCACUCAGCAUGUGUUUUGAAUAUAGUAUCAAUUUCCAGAGGAUGUGCAUAUUUUCCACACUGUAUAUUCCAGUCAGUCAUGCUAUUCUGAAAGUAACAUAAAUACACAUGAGAAAAGACUGAGAGAGAACAUGAUUUAAAAAUUGUUUUGUAUAGAAUUCCCUUUUUCAUUGCUUAAAAUAUGAAACUUCCUCAGGAAGAAAUGAAAUGGUUAUUUCCCUGUUUAUAGCUAUAUUUGUCAUUCACAUUGAAUGAAAAUUACUGAAAACUUUUUUUUUCUCUGUGUUUUCUUUAAAGAAAAAAAAAACUGGAUAUAACUCUGAUAGUGGCAUGGUACCUCAUGUAAAACAAUAAAUUUUAUAAGAAAAUGAAGAUUUGGGGACUAGUGAUCUUAGGCAAGAAGUAGGUACUUGAUAAUUUUGCCUGGGAGGCAGUGGGAAGUGGUAACAGAACAUAGAUGCCACUAACAUAAUCUAAAGUAGAGAUGAAUGAGUGCUUCUGAGUAGGGAAUAAGUAAAAUUUGUAUAUAACUGUUCAAAAUUCUCCUAAAUUUUGGUGUUAUUUCUUGUUUUUUUUUUUUUUUUCUUUUUAGUUCUAUCAGAUAUAAAGCAGCUCCUACACCACUUUUGGGACUCUGGAAUAAAAGAAUGAGAAAAUCACACAGCUGUUUCUUCAGAGACUUGAGAACCCAGGUGGUUGUAGAAUGUCUGACUCCCAAUACUCUUUUCUGCUCUCACAGAUGAACCCCUUUUUAUUUCUUUAGAUCUUUAAAAGGUGUUAGCUAGUCUUUCCUUUAUAAAAUUACAGAAAACAUCAUGUGGAGAUAAGCUAGACUCAGAAAGUCAAAGGUAAUAUGCUUUCUCUCAUCUGUGGAAGCUAAAGAGAGAAAGAGAGUGAAAGAACAGAAAAAUGACAUCAGGAAAAUUGAAAUGAGACAAGUUGAGUAGAGAAAGAUCAAGGGAUGGGAAAAAUGAAAGGAAGGGGAGGUAUUGGGGAAUGAUGAUUGGAAUACAACAACAGUUUUUUUUUUUUUUAAAUAACAAAAUAGCACCAUGCCCAUUUUUAAAAAUCUAGAAAAUAAUCUCUGAACAAAAUAUGUAGAGCUAAAUGUCUACCUUCAUUUUCCACAUUUUUUCUCUAUUUCAACCCCUUUCUCUUCCAGAUAUUAAAUUUCCUCAUGUUGCAACUCACCUUAUCUUCAUGUAGUGAGUUUCUCUCUCUCUCUCUCUCUCUCUCUCUCUCUCUCUCUCUCUCUCUCUCUCUCUCUCUCUCUCUCUCUCUCUCUCUCUCUCUCACACACACACACACACACACACACACGCACA